Capsicum annuum is the source of this 792-nucleotide messenger RNA. RefSeq names its product cytochrome P450 94A1-like. Gene Ontology annotation, molecular function: oxidoreductase activity, acting on paired donors, with incorporation or reduction of molecular oxygen; monooxygenase activity; iron ion binding. The coding region runs from base 1 to 792 and encodes 263 amino acids. The record is from RefSeq and is a predicted model, not a curated record. NCBI's taxonomy places the organism in Eukaryota, Viridiplantae, Streptophyta, Magnoliopsida, Solanales, Solanaceae. The transcript has 2 exons.
AUGGUCGUAUGCAUUAAAGACCCUUCCAAUGUCAAGCAUAUUCUCAAGACACGCUUCAAUAACUAUCAUAAAGAAAGAACAGUCAUAGAAGCAUUUUCAGACUUAUUCGGGAAGGCCCUUUUCCUCUCCGAUGGUGCGGAGUGGAAGUCACAAAGACAAAUUUUGCAGCAUUAUUUCGAUCCAAAAGAGUUUCAUGCUUAUACAUCUAUAGUAGAGGAAGAGCUCUCGAGUCGUCUUGUCCCUUUUUUAAGUAAUGCAGAAAAAACUGCAUCUACAAUUGAUCUCCAGGAUAUACUUCGUCGAUUCACAUUUGAUUCAGUAUGUCAAAUAGGGUUUGGAUUCGAUCUGAAGUAUUUAUUACCUUCUCUCCCACCAACCCCUUUUGCUGACACUUAUAAAACUGCAACGAAGUUGAGCAUUUUAAGAAAAAGGAAGGAAAGAUUGUUGGCGAGGGAGGAUUUGGAGGACAAGGAUGUGUUGGCAAGAAUAUUGAGAAGGGCAAAGGGUGAACAACUAGAUGAUACGUUUCUCAUUCAUACUGCUGUUAACUUUAUCAUGGGAGGACACGAUGCAAUGUGUCCGGCUUUAACAUGGUUUUUUUGGUUGGUCUUGAGUAAUCAGAAUGUGGAAAAAGAGAUCAUAAGAGAAAUUAGAGAGAAGGAUGGACAUCUGAGCGACAUGGUUUACAUGCAUGCUUCUAUAUAUGAGAGCUUGAGACUCUUCCCACCCUUUCCAGCUGACUCAAAAGAAGCAGUGGAUGACAAUGUUUGGCCUGAUGGGACAAAAGUGUAA